Molecule: messenger RNA, 2469 nt
Organism: Fusarium sp. VM40
Lineage: Eukaryota; Fungi; Ascomycota; Sordariomycetes; Hypocreales; Nectriaceae
Source: the annotation of a GenBank genome assembly
AUGUCUGACCAGUACAACUACCCACCUCCUCCCACUCAAGGUCGUCCUAUACCGCAACCUGACGACGUGGUGGCUUCUAUCGAAGUUGCACCUCUCGCUUCCUCUGAGCCACAAGCUCCCUCUUAUCAGUCUCAGUCUCAGCCUGAUACCCAAGCUCAGCAUCCCCAAGCUCAGCAUCCCCAAGCCCCAGCAAACGGCACAGCCAAAGCCAAAGGCCCAGCCAAACCUAGAGCUCCCCGAGCCAAGCCCCUGGCCAAGAAGCAGCAAGGCAAGUUGCCAGAAGAGACAGCCCAGAAGGCUCCCAAGAAGACGCCCAAGCCUCGAAAGACGCAGCCCAAAACAUCUCGCAAGCGCUCUUUAGAUGAAGCCGAAGUCGCCUCUUCUAGCGGUUCUGCUGAGAAGAAGGUAGCUCGUGAGAACAAUCACCCUUCCCACCCCUCCAACACUCGUAAAGUUGCUACUCAGCAGCCUACUCCUCGAAAGACUGCCUCAUUUGACAGAUCUUCUGCCCACGUCAAUUCCUUUAGAGGGGGCGGCCCAGGCACCUAUGAUGAUUAUUUGGACGACGUGAUCGGUUACCUGCGUUCCAGCUCCAGCCGACGGUCCUCUGGUCAAAAGGCUGCUACUCCUUCUGAGGAACAAGAUCAGGAUCCCAUCGACCUGACCCGAGACGAUUCCAUGGCUGAGCCAAUCGACCCCCAGCUCCAAGAGCAACCCCCUGCUCCAGUCAGUGCUAUUCACCCUGACUCCAACACUCGCAUGAUCGGCAGUAUUUCCCUGACCCGCGCCAAUUUGGGCCUCAACACCAACCUGACCCCAUCUGAGAUCAUCCGUCGCUUCUUCACGAUCGACCAGGAGUUGGAGGAACAAGUGUCCCGUGUCCCAACACUACCCCCGUCCACUCUUGCUCAGCAGCCACCUAAGGAGUUCAUUGGUGCAUACUACAAGACUAUUCUUGAAGCUCAAGAUCCCCGCCUUGAUGCUUUUGUUGAGGACUUGAACCGCCCUCUCCUUGAGAAAAGCAAGACCAUCGACCUCGAGCGUAACAAUAUUGCUGCUAAGGGUACCCGCAACCGCCGAGAUGAAGCCUUGAAGAAGUGUCGAAGACUGGCCAAUGAUCAGCAGGUAGAGCUGAACUGGUGGCGCCUCAAGGCUUGCUCCCUUGGUGCCGACCCCUAUGAUUGGGACGCCGUCCCUCAGGAUGCCAAGCAGGCUAUGACAGACGACAUGGACAACAGAGUCCUAAAGGAAGAAGAGAAGAUUGCUGCAAACGAAAAGAAGCAGAGGUCACAACUCCACUCAGUUCGCAACACUGAGAACGCACAGCGCAUGCGAGAGGAUUCCCAGCUCAAGGAAAAGAUCGUCCAACAAUACUGGGCAGCCCUCCAACAGGGGGAUGCCGACCAUGUUGACUUUCUUGAGCAGCAAUACCUUCAGGAAAAGGCUGCUGCCACCUCUGCUGGAAACUCCAACACCAGCGGUGCUAGUGCUACUGUUGGCAACACUCCUGUGACUGCGGGUGAGAAUGCUAUGGAUGCUGAAGGCGAGAAUGAGUCCUUCGAUGCCGCCGGUGCUGGCGAGAAUAACUCCUUCAAUACCGUUGGUGCUAACAACGCUACCACCGCUGGCAAUGCCUUCAAUGCUGAUUUUUCUACUGCCUUUGGCAACACAUCUGCCUUCAACAAUGUCACCGACUAUACCAACAGCAAUGGUACUGGCAUUGGCUUUGGCAACGGCUAUCAAGGCCUGUCCACCUUGGCUGAUCAAAACUCCAUUGGCGGCUUCGGUCUCUCUCCUUCUAACCAGCUCAUGCUUAACCAACCCCAAGCCAACGGCACCUCCCAGGCCAACCAGCUCCCCGAUUAUGGUUUCCAGAGCAGCAUCUUUGUUAACACUCAGGUUCAGAACAACCAGUCCGACAAUGCAGCCUCCAUUUCUGAGCAAGUUCAGGAUAGCAACUCUCAGGUCAACCCAUACGAGGACAACCCGUUCAUGAACAACAACUUUGUGACCAACAACUUUCCUACCAGCAGCUUUGCGAACAACAACUUUGCGAACAACAACUUUGCGAACAAGCUCAAGAACAACAACUUUGCGAACAACAAUAUCAACAACGACCUCGCGAACACCACCUCUCAGCCUGAGCAAGGCCAGAUUGGAGGUCUCAUGGAUAACAAUUCUGGCCUUCAGCAACCCCAGGAAGCACACCACCCUGUCCACGAAUCUCCCACCACUGAUGCUCUGGUACAUAACACACAGGCGAGCCAGGUCUUCUCCCCUUCGGCCGCAGCCUCUGGCAGCAGCAACAACAACAACCAGAACAUGUCGUUCACCGGAUUCAACGCGGUCCCUGACAAUCUCUUUUCUAACCCUCCCAACAUGGGUGCUGCCCAGUCCAACAACUUGGAUUUCGACCAGGCCACAGAGUUCCCUGAGAGAGACUUGUUCUCCUUCGCCGAAGGGUUCUAG